AUGGGUGACUACCUCUUCAUUCAUGGUGGAAUUUCUAAUGCUUCUGAAAAGUCUCAAGUUUGCCGAAACUCGCUCUACAAAAUUCGUGUAUUCCCUUCUCUUGGUGAAUGGACAGAAUUAACAACAGCUGAUUCCCCCUUUUUGAGUCAGCAUAAAUGUAUUCCUCAUUACUCCAGCGGUUGCCUUUGUUUUGUUGGAGGCUGGACUGGUAAAGUCAGGUCUGCGGGUGUCCAUGUAUUCGAUACCAAUUCCGGACGUUGGUUACCGCCAGCAUUACAAGAACCCCAUUUGAAGGGCCUCCCAAAGGGCUCGGGUCUUUCGGGUCACUCAUUGACUCCUAUAGUUACACGAGGCAAUCAAGUAGCUGCCCUUGUAAUCGGCCGGGAGGGCUCUCUACGUACCCAGCGUAGGCACGGUAACGCCUACAUUUUGCGUGGUAAGAUUAAUGGCUCAUUGAAGCAAAAUGGAAGCGGUGACCCUGGAAGAAGUCAAUCAUCAUUUGUAUACACUGAAAUGCUUUCGACCACAGCUUCUAGGAGUUAUCACACCACCAUUCCAGUUGCUGCGCACACUGUGCUCACGGUUGGUGGGCGGGCAACAGGUUUUGCAGAGAUUGUCACAACUCCAAACGAAGUUGUACUAGAUGUUGAAAGUGGUCAGUGUAAAGCUGUUUCGCGUCUCAUCGAAAAGUUUACCGAAACAGAGUCAUCACCGAUCGCAGAAAGCAAAUUGGAUAAAAUUGGAAUACGCGGGCACUAUGCCAUCGCCGGUGGGCACGGUGUCUUGAUUGGCGGAGGCGAGGGGUUCAAUGCGCUGAGAAAAGAUCCAUCGAGUGAAGCCUUCAUUUGUCUACCCUCCGUCUCCAACAGCGUCUUUUCCCUUGGUAAAAUGAAGGACCGACGAUGCUAUGCAGUGUGUGCGGUGAAUGCAACCGAUGGAACGGCCUGGCUGCAAGGCGGUUUGGGAGGCCAGAAAAAACCCCUUCGCUCACUCGCUCGUCUGAUUUGCGCUGAUUAA
Hydatigera taeniaeformis is the source of this 1017-nucleotide messenger RNA. NCBI's taxonomy places the organism in Eukaryota, Metazoa, Platyhelminthes, Cestoda, Cyclophyllidea, Taeniidae. The record is from the annotation of a GenBank genome assembly.